Messenger RNA from Nezara viridula (southern green stink bug), 750 nucleotides. Lineage: Eukaryota; Metazoa; Arthropoda; Insecta; Hemiptera; Pentatomidae. The record is from the annotation of a GenBank genome assembly.
AUGCUAAGCGGCGCCUCUGCAGCGCGCCCUCGAGGGAUGCACUUCCCUCAACUCGCCUCUGUUAUGCAACUGCACGCCGGCACAUCAGCUGUCCGAUCACGGCACUCUUAUCGAAUCUUUGCAGUCUAUCGCGGCUUGGACAUCGUCACUAACAAAGUUACCGAAGAAGAAGCUGAUGGCGUUCCUCACUACUGCCUCAACUUCUUGGAUCCUCUGUCUAGUUACACAGUAGUCGACUUCAGGAACAGAGCCCUCCCUAUUAUAGAGAGGCUGUUCUCGGAAGGUAAACUGCCCGUAGUUGUCGGAGGAACCCACUACUAUAUCGAGUCCUUGCUGUGGAAAGUGCUAGUCGCGGAUGGUGAAGAUGUGGCUGAAGCCUUCGUGAAGGAACCUCUGGGUUGUGUGUCCCGGGCACGCCUCUUCGCCGAAGAGUUGGAGCUCAUCCUGGAAUCCGCCUCCCAAAAGUUAGGGGUUACGGAAUGGUCCGUCCUCAAGGAAUUCUUCGCCGUCGGAGGGGACAGCGAUGUCCUAGAAGCUGGAAAGGAAUUUUGUCUUAAAGCCCAGAGCAUGUCCGAAGAGGAAGCCUUCCAGGUCCUCCCCGACUUGGAGAAGAUCCUGGAAGCGGUGUCGGAACACCAUCCUGAUCCUGGAGGAAGGACGAACAGGAGACUCCACGCUAGGCUGAAGGAGGUGGACGGCGAACGGGCGGACCGCCUCCACUACAACGACGUCAGGAAGGUCCUCAGGUAA